Molecule: messenger RNA, 1677 nt
Organism: Penicillium verhagenii
Lineage: Eukaryota; Fungi; Ascomycota; Eurotiomycetes; Eurotiales; Aspergillaceae
Product: myo-inositol transporter
Exons: 3
Coding region: 1-1677 (558 amino acids)
Biological process (GO): transmembrane transport
Cellular component (GO): membrane
Molecular function (GO): myo-inositol:proton symporter activity
Source: RefSeq, a predicted model, not a curated record
AUGGAUCCCACUGUGAAGAAACCAACCUAUUUGAACGACCCCCACAAUGCCGAUGAUGAUGUCGAAGAGAUUGAGAACAUCAAAGUCAACAACAUCAAUAUCCAGACAGAACUCAGUAGCAUUGAGUCAACGGCUGCCUCUAAGGCAGCUUGGUUGAUUUCCAUUGUUGUCUCCAUUGGCGGGUUUCUGUUUGGUUACGAUACGGGAUACAUCUCCGCAGUGCUGGUAACCAUCAACACAUCCCUUGGUCAUGUUUUGAGUACGAACGAACAAGAAAUGGUGACGUCCUUAACUAGCGGUGGAGCACUCGUGGGGGCGAUAGGAGCUGGUCUGACUGCUGAUCGAUUUGGCCGUCACUGGCCAAUCUGGGGUGCAUGUUUGUUGUUUGUGGUAGGCUCCGUGCUGCAAACAUGCGCAUACUCCGUUGGUCAGUUCGCCACGGGGAGGUUUGUGGUCGGCCUUGGGGUAGGCGGCGCUGCCAUGGUUGUCCCUCUCUACAGUCAGUUUCUCUUCAAGUCUUUCUACAAUGCCCUCGCUGACAUAUUUCAAUUGUUUCCCGCAGUUGGAGAGCUGGCUCCCGCACAGUACCGUGGCCGCAUGGUCGCAUUUAACAACAUGAGUGUAACAUUCGGCCAGCUGGUGGCCAGUGCGAUCGGCGCAGGUUUCGCUGAAGUACAUGGCGAAGGAUGGCGAGCUACCGUGGGCAUUGGAGCUGUUCCAGCUAUGGUUCUUGCCGGACUCCUGAUCACAUGCCCAGAGUCACCUCGUCAACUUGUCUCCCACGGCAAUAUCGAGGAGGCACAUACGGUUCUCUUGCGAAUCUACCCCACGUCUACUGUUGAACAGCGUCAAGCAAAAAUCACAUCUAUCGAGCUUUCUCUUCAGGAGACCUCUCAUGGAAUGGCAGAAGAGUCUCUAUGGUCUACUCUGAAAAGAGUCUUCAAUACUCCGGCCACAGCUCGCGCUGUCUUGACGGCUUGUGUUGUUAUGGCGAUCAGCCAGCUUGGUGGCUUCAACACUCUGAUGUACUAUGCCUCAACGUUGUUCUCAAUGGUCGGGUUCACCAAUUCUACCGCAGUGGGAAUCACAGUUUCUGGCACGAAUUUCGUGUUUUCGUUUGUGAACCUGAUGCUGGUUGAUAAAUUCGGUCGGCGAAUCAUCCUAACGAUUACAGUACUUGGAAUGUCAAUUUGCAUGAUAGUGGCCCUCGUGGCAUUCAUGUAUAUUCCCGUGAAUCUUCACACUUUGGAAGUCGAGAAUUCCCAUGUCGGCUGGCCGGGGGUUCUUGUUCUUGUCGCCAUUAUAUGCUAUGUUGCAUGCUACUCGUCUGGCGUCGCCACGAUUGCUUGGAUUGGUAUGGAAUUGAUUCCAUUGGAGGUUCGAGCUGUAGGAACCAUGCUGAAUACUGUUACUUGUUGGGGCUGUAAUAUAAUCAUCUCCUCCACGUAUCUUUCCAUGAUGAAAGGCCUGACCCCAAGCGGGACCUUUGGGUUUUACGCCGCGAUCUGCUUCCUUGGCUGGGUAUUUGUUGUUUUCUUUUACCCCGAGUGUAAGGGUAUGCCCCUGGAAGCUGUGCGUGAAGUUUUUAGCAAGGGCUUUGGAGUUCGGUACUCGAAACAGUGGCAAAAAGAUCAUAAACACGAUGCAAAGGUGGAGACUGUAGUUAUGGGUCAUUAG